AUGCAUAGAAGAGAAGUAACUGCUGAAGGUUUUCGAGCUUGUGGAAUGAUCUCAAAUUGCAUAAAGGACAAACACGAAGAGCUAUCGUUCUUCCGGGAUAUUCAAAAGCGCGAGAAAGAGCAAGCUGCUAGCCUUCUUCAGCCCGUUUCCGAAGAGUUUGAAGCUAAUGGGAACUAUGGGCUCUAUAGAAUGGAAUCGGAAGGAAGAAAAAGGGCGGGAUUUGAUACUGGAAAAAAUGACUACAACUGGCUAAAAACACCGCCGGCAACACCACUAUUUCCAUCACUUGAGAUGGAAACAAAUGGGCAAGAAUUAGUCAUUCAGAGGGAAAUACCAAUCCUCCAGCCUCUUUCAAGGUUUGCAGAAAGUUCACAAGGCACAAAAGCAAGUAGCAUACCAAUAUCUCCAAAACCGAAGCCAAAACUUCUGCAACGAUACACGACCCCAAACGCUAGGCCAAGUAUAUCACCGUCAUUCGAAAACAAGAACAUGAAAAGCCCACCAAUUAUAAAUCAAAAAAAGUCAAUCCCAGUUAAGUCAACCCCAAACGAAAAAGUCCACCCGAAUUUCCCAACAUCAUCAUUAAUAAACCUUACAAAAAACGCAACGACCAUGGAACCAAAUUCAAGCAUCAACAACCUCAAAAACAGAGGAUUAUCGGACAACACACCGCCUAAUAAUCUAAGAACAACGACCAAUCAUAGGCCAGCAUCAACAACUCGUGGAAGAUCAACGAAUCAGAAUUAUCUUCCGGCGGGCCCGCAAAAAGAGGAUGCGAGUUCGAACCUGAGAAGACAAUCGUGCUCUCCUAGUGUGACAAGAGGUAGAAAAGUAGUUGACUCGGAUAAUAAAAGUCAACAACAUGUUGGAAAUCGAGGAGGAGGAGGCCAAGUGUUGGGGAGUAGAAUGGUGGAUAGGUUUAUGAAUUCGAGAAUUUCGAGUGGCGACGAAAGACAGAGUGCAAAGAUUAAGGUAAAUGAGAGCUCUGGUUUUGGAAGAUUGAUGUCGAAAACUUCAUUGGACAUGGCUAUCAAACACACGGAGUUUCAAAAAGACUCGAGUAUUAGUACUCGUAAGCAUGGUAUUGUACAAGGAAGAAAAUCGUAA
Messenger RNA from Erythranthe guttata (spotted monkey flower), 1107 nucleotides. NCBI's taxonomy places the organism in Eukaryota, Viridiplantae, Streptophyta, Magnoliopsida, Lamiales, Phrymaceae. The record is from RefSeq and is a predicted model, not a curated record.